Messenger RNA from Moesziomyces antarcticus, 936 nucleotides. RefSeq names its product mitochondrial carrier. NCBI's taxonomy places the organism in Eukaryota, Fungi, Basidiomycota, Ustilaginomycetes, Ustilaginales, Ustilaginaceae. Gene Ontology annotation, cellular component: mitochondrial envelope. The record is from RefSeq and is a predicted model, not a curated record. Gene Ontology annotation, molecular function: O-acyl-L-carnitine transmembrane transporter activity. The coding region runs from base 1 to 936 and encodes 311 amino acids. Gene Ontology annotation, biological process: mitochondrial transport; carnitine transmembrane transport. The transcript has 3 exons.
AUGGCUGACGAUCAGACCACAGCAGCCAUCAAGGACGAGGAGUUCGAGCAGAAGAAGCAGGCCACCUCGUCCGUCAAGUCCUUCCUCUCCGGUGGUUUCGGUGGUGUCUGCUCCGUGCUUGUCGGACACCCCUUCGAUCUCACCAAGACUCGUCUGCAAACGGCCGCCAACGGCACCUACACAGGAGGCCUCGAUGUCGUCCGAAAGACCAUCAAGGCCGAUGGCAUCAAGGGAAUGUACCGUGGUAUGGGCCCACCCCUGGUCGGAGUUACUCCCAUCUUUGCGCUCUCCUUCUGGUCGUACGACAUGGGCAAGAAGCUCGUCUACGCGAUGACCCCUGGUCGCACAGAUCCCAAGCUUUCGACAGGCGAGCUUGCCUUUGCUGGUUUCUUCAGUGCCGUCCCCACCACGCUGGUGGCAGGCCCCGCCGAGCGAGUCAAGGUGCUCCUCCAGCUCCAAGGCCAGAGCGGCAGCACUGGCCCCACCUACAACGGUCCUGUCGAUGUCGUCCGUCAGCUCUACAAGGAGGGCGGUCUCAAGUCCAUCUUCCGCGGCACCGGCGCCACGCUUGCACGAGACGGUCCCGGUAGCGCCGCCUACUUCUGCGCAUACGAGGUCUCGAAGCGCAUGCUCACGCCUGCCGGCCAGGACCCUCAGCAGCUCAACUUCCUCAACGUGCUCACCGCCGGUGGUCUCGCCGGUAUGGCCAUGUGGGCACUCGCCAUCCCUCCCGAUGUCAUCAAGUCGCGCUACCAGGGCGCUCCUCACGGCACCUACUCGGGCUUCCUCGACUGCGCACGCAAGACCGUCGCCCAGGACGGUGUCAAGGCGCUCUUCAAGGGCUUCGGCCCCGCCAUGGCCCGUGCCUUCCCCGCCAACGCAGCCACCUUCCUCGGUGUCGAGGUGUCUCUCUCGGUCAUGAACAAGAUGUUCUAG